Messenger RNA from Contarinia nasturtii (swede midge), 5114 nucleotides. RefSeq lists its product as uncharacterized. NCBI's taxonomy places the organism in Eukaryota, Metazoa, Arthropoda, Insecta, Diptera, Cecidomyiidae. Gene Ontology annotation, biological process: monocarboxylic acid transport; transmembrane transport. Gene Ontology annotation, molecular function: monocarboxylic acid transmembrane transporter activity. The transcript has 7 exons. Bases 570 to 4388 code for a protein of 1272 amino acids. The record is from RefSeq and is a predicted model, not a curated record.
AUUUACAAUUAUAAUCGAGAACAUUCCGUUAUAUAAAAGUAAAAAAAGCGUUAAUUGUGUCACACGAAAGCAUACCAAAUAAAAACUUAAUUGUGAAAAUUAAAAGAAUUAUUCAUAAAUUGAAAAAUCACGUUCAAUAGAAACUUUGAAGGUAUUACGUGUACAUUGGAAGUCAAUUGGAGGAUAAAAAAGAGAGAAACAACAAACAACCGUGAGCUAUAAUGUCGGCGGAUUUGGUUUUUUAGCGUUUGCUACACACAAUUUUCAAACGAUACAAAAACGAAUCCAAUUACAUUCUUUUCGAGUGACCGUCUGUUCAUGCGAAUCCGGUGCGUACUGAACGCACUCUGAUUUGGUUAAGCCAACGGUUGUGUGGGAUACCGUAUGGAAGAACGUCGAGUUAAACGUUUUCAAAUUGGUGAUAGCAUUUCACCAUCAUCGUUUGUACCUGCCAAAAGAAAAUCUCGCAAAGAUCCUUGUAACCAGUGGUUCAAUUUUGUGCAGUUUAUCCGCAUGAUAACUACGUUACUGAGUUUAUUUAGGCGUCAAUUCUGUCGCGAUCUAACAGAAUGGAUGCGAAUAGAAGAAAAAAUUUCAAUAAUAAUAAGUCAGUUGGUGUUGUUGCCACACAAUCUAUCAUCGAAAAUGGGAGCAACAGCCACACAGCCACCAACGGAACAAUUAGCUCAAGCACCGAAUCAUCGGAUUCGGUUGAACCACCUAAGCAAUCGUUUAAUGAUAAUAUUAGUAAAGACUUUCAUGAAAACAAUGUGUGUGUUGAACAAUUCAAAAGUGAGCAGUGCAGUGAAAAGCACUCGGACUCAGUUAAAUCAAAUGAAAAAGACUCAGAUGUUCUGUGUAGUAUUUUAAGUGUUGGCAAUGAGAACGGUGUGUCCCAACUAGAUGGUUCGCGUAACAUCAAUUCAAAUUCGAUGUCUGGCCGUGUUCAAAUACAAACAAAUAAUUGCAAUAACAACAGUUCGAUUGACAAACAACUUAACGGAAAUGAUAAGAACUGCAAUCGAAGUAAUCUUCAAGAGGCCUGUGUGUCGAAUGGAACUACAAUCAAUAUGGAUGAUAGCCAUAAUGAUUAUCAAGAAUCAUGCAAUGAUUCCAACGCCAGCACUACCAAAUCAACGAACGAAAUCGCACGAAAUGAUAAGAUAAACACCAGUGGUCGGCGUAUAAGUAACAGUACGAAUGAAUUCGACGCCAGUCACAAUUCAAAUAUCGUUGAAAUUGUUACAGAUACGUUGGUCGACAAUCAACAAUCAACAGUUGAAGAGGACAUAAGUGAGAAUCAAACGAAACAAUCGGUUACAAAAUUACUCGUGCAAAAUUCAAGUGAAGAUUGUAUUUCGACGGAUACAAUAAGCAGUAAUAGUAUUGAUGUUAAACCAAUUAAGUGCCCAACAGAUCGAAGCCAAACGGCAAGCGAAAGCGAAGAAAUCGGCUGUAAGGAUAACGAAGAAGACAUCACAAAGAAGGAAUCGAAUGAUACAGAGACAAAUCAAUCUACGAAAUCAACCAUGUAUGAUGAUAAUUCGUUAAAAACUCCGUUGCUUGGAAGUAGCUCAAGUGAAAAUAAUGGAACAACCGUCUAUAGUAGCAUUGAUCGGCCAAUCGUUCCCAAAACUAAAGGUAAUAUUAACAAUAAUGAAACAAAUAAUACAACAGAUGAUGAUAAAUGCGAUGCUAAAUCGGUGGCUUAUAAUGAAUACGUUAAUUUAUUAUGUGAUACAGAUCGAAGUGGUGGUUUAUUCAUGAAAAAUGCCAAACGAAAUGAACGCGCUGAAAGUCGACCAUUGUUACGGCAAACAUCGAUGGACGACGGUUCGGUUAACCAGAAAAUUCAACGCAGAUCGAAUCCAAGGCCUAGAAGUAUCGUAAAAAGCCCAUCGACACAGAAUUUUAGUUCAAAUACCGGCGAUAAAUUUGAUGUUAAUCGAAAACCACGUUUAAGUAUUCAAUGCACUGGCACCGAUCCCGAACGACCCGUGUUACACGUUCAAUUUUUGUCGCAACAACAUAACGAUUCAAACGAUAGCAUAAAACGAAAUAUGUUCAAUAGUGUAAAUUCACCUGCGAGCGGUGAGCAUGAAUCAUACCAAAAUGGUGAUUCGACGACUGAACCACAACCGGAGGAGUUGAUUCAUCAAAUGCCAGCAAGAGGAAUUUUACGAACAUCAAAAUUACGAAGUAGCAUCUCGUCCAGUUCGUCUGAGUCGUCGUCUUCGUCGUCAGACUCUUCGAGUAGUGAUGAUGUUAGUCAAUUUGCUGAAGCAAAACCACCGGACGGUGGUUAUGGGUGGGUGAUUGUAUUCGCCUCGUUCAUGGUAAACGUAAUUGCGGAUGGCAUAACAUUUAGUUUUGGUGUUAUUUAUGUAGAACUUUUGAAAUAUUUCGGCGAAGGAAAAGCAAAAACGGCAUGGAUUGGUUCACUUUUCAUGGCAAUGCCUCUGCUCUCCGGGCCCAUUGCAUCAUUUUUAACCGAUCGAUUUGGGUGCCGUCGAGUGACGAUAAUCGGUUCAAUUCUGGCAUCAAUUGGAUUUUUUGCGUCUUCAUUUACGGAUUCGGUGGAAAUGCUUUUUUUCACGUUCGGUAUAUUUGCCGGUUUUGGCUUGAGCUUAUGUUAUGUGGCUGCUGUGGUUAUUGUUGCCUAUUACUUUGACAAACGUCGUUCGACUGCAACUGGUCUAUCGGUGUGUGGUAGCGGUAUUGGUACAUUUUUAUUUGCGCCUUUAACACAAUUUCUCAUCGACGAGUAUGGUUGGCGGGGCACAACGCUUGUGUUGUCGGGCGUAUUUUUGAAUAUGACUAUUUGUGGUAUGCUUAUGAGAGAUUUGGAGUGGACAACGUACAAAUCGAAACAAAAAGCGAAACUGCGUAAGAAACGAAAUCAAUUGGGAAUUUCAGCCGAUUCAUUUUCGGUGAGCAAUAGCACAAACACUGGUGGCACAACAAGUAAUCUACAUAAAGACGAUGCCAAUGGAAAUGAGAUCGAUAGAAGAGAUGAAAAUAAUGGUGAUAAUAAUUUAGCCAGUCAGUCCGAAACCAUGGACGAUCCACGACUAUUUAGUUCAUUGAUUACAUUGCCAACAUUUGUUAAAAACGGCGAAAAGGUUCCAGUGGAAGUUCUCGAGCUAAUGUCAGCAAACAAAAAUGUGCACAGCGUUCUAUUGAAAAAUUAUCCCGGUUUGGCACAUUCAAGAAGUUUUAGUCAACCAUUAACAUCGUCACGACAUUCGAAUGGAUCAAAUGCACCGCUUGAGAACAAUAUCAGUCCAACCAGUGAAAGUGGUCUGACGAAGGCCAAAAGUCGCCGGAUUCGAAACGAACAGGAGUUCUUGACAUGGAUGAAACAAGAUCCUCAUAUUCACCAUGCCAAGGAUGUACGGAUUAUAAUGCAUCGAAAUCCGGCUGCAUAUCUGAAGGAUUUGCGAAUGCAUCGUCAUUCUUUGACUUAUCGCGGUGCGAUGUUGAAUAUAAACCGUUACCGACUACGAGCAUCUUCGUGCCCGGAUAUCUAUCGCAAUUCAAUGACAACAAUUGCAAAAGAGAAAACACAUUGGGGUCAAGGACUGGCUGAAUUCAAAUCAGUUUUGGUCGAUAUGCUGGACUUUUCAUUUUUUUCUGAUAUUCGAUUUACCUUAUUCGCAUUAUCAAAUUUCCUUUUGUAUGCAUGGUACGAUGUUCCAUACGUAUACUUAGCCGAUAAUGCGGUGGAGCUUGGUUUCAAAGAGACCGAUGCAUCCAUCUUGAUCUCCUUGAUUGGUAUCGUAAAUAUGGUGGGUGAAAUCAUUCUUGGAUGGACCGGAGAUCGAAAAUUCAUAACAGCCGGAAUGAUCUAUGCUAUAUGUAUGGUUUUCUGUGGGAUCGUCACUGGUUUGGUGCCUUUGUUACCUACAUUUACCGGACUCUCAAUAUUGUCCGGUCUCUUUGGUUUAUUUAUCGCGGCGAAUUAUGCGCUCACCAGUAUUAUUUUAGUGGAACUAAUAUCUUUGGAACGAUUUACAAAUGCCUAUGGUUUAUUGCUACUUGUACAAGGGAUCGCAAAUUUAAUUGGGCCACCUUUGGCCGGAUGGAUUACAGAUUUAACUGGUGAUUACCAUUUAGCCUUCUAUUUGGCUGGGUUUUUCAUAGCCAUUUCGGGAUUAUUGAUGAUGUUUUUGCCGGCACGUGGUAAAUAUCGAAAAUAUCGUGCUUUUCGUCGAAAGGGUCAAAGCAGCGGUGAAGAAGAUGACGACGACGACGAUGAUGAUGAUGUCAGCGAAGUUGAUCUUGAGAAAUGCAUACAAAUCAUUGAGGCACCAAAAUCAUCUCUUCCAUACAAUGGCAAAGCAAACGGCGUGCCAAAGAAGGGCAGCUCAACAGUUAUUCCGGUUUAAUCACAGCAACCGGAUUUAGAAUUUAGUUAAACGUUUGAUGAUGAAUUUAUACAUGGAAAUGGCUUAAUUUAGUUGAUUAAAAAAAAUUAUAUGAAUCUUGAAUUUACAAUUUAAUUAAAUUAGGGGGUCAUAAAUAUUACACAUAUACACAUAUACAAGAAACACACUAUAUAACAACAGUUUAAUAACAUAUUUACCGUUCGGUUCAAACAAGAGUAGUUGUUCCUUUAUGAUUUAGAUUGAUUAAAGUAACUAACAUUGAAAUAGUUGUAUAAUCCAUAUGGAAAAUGGAUCUUUAACCGUAUUCUUCAUUUUUCUCAAAUAUAUAUUGUACGAAUUAAUUUCUGUUUAAGUGUAGGUUGUUAAAAUGAACCAUCAAGUACCGUUAACACUUUUUUUUUGUAAAAUAAAACACACUGAACGAUUUUAUCUUCAAUAAUAAAUCAACUUUUUUUCCCUCACACAGUUCCAUUGAAUUAUGAAAUGAUUUAUACGUAAAGAUGAAAUCUUUGAAAAGUGAGAAUAUAUUUCUCGAUUAUAAGAUGGUAAAUAAAAAAUGUCGUCGAUUCUGCCACAAACGCCAUUUUCCAAAUCAAAUAACUAACGCCUUUUUUUUCAAAAACUAAACUAUAUACACUUAGCCUCUUCUCCAUCGAAUUUUAGAUUAUUAGAAAAUGCGUUAGCCCCAAACAUGUUUCUUUUCAAUAAAAAUUACCAACACGUCAA